This is a messenger RNA of Caenorhabditis bovis, 4599 nucleotides long. Lineage: Eukaryota; Metazoa; Nematoda; Chromadorea; Rhabditida; Rhabditidae. The record is from the annotation of a GenBank genome assembly.
AUGGAUAAUAACAAAAAUUCUGACGAAAGCCAAAAAGCGCCGCGUCGCUUAAAAGCAGGAUGCGAUGUUGGUUGCCAGACUGACGCAAUAAAGCCUAGUGCCAAACCGGAUGUUAAAGCUGAGAAAUCAUGGGUCGCCAAUGGAAAUCCAGCUGGGGUUGCUGGAGGCUCUACAGGCGCUCCGUCAAAAUCAUCCGCCUUUGUGGCGGCAGAUGAACAAAAAUCAGCGCCUGCUGGUGUAAAACCCAACUCUGUUGCCGAAUAUUUUGCCGAUAAACAGAACGCGGCGCCUUCGGCAAAUGCCAAAAUGCGCACAUCGUCGACGACGGGUGUUGUAGGCGAAGGCAAAAAAUGUGUGCGCGCAAACACGACAUCACAGCAGGCGGGAUCGUCGAAUACGAAAGGCGAUGGGCCAUCAUGGGCUGAUGAAAAUUGCAAAUUGCAACUUGUCAUUAACCGAUUUUCCCAUUUGGAUGAGACGAUGUGUUCAGAAGCAAAGCUGAUCGAAGGAGUUCAAUGGAAAAUAAUGGUCAUGCCAAAACAACAUCUUGUACAGAAAAAACAGCAAAAGUGUAUGGGAUUCUUUUUGCAAUGUUCACCGGAGAAGGCAUAUUCUGACACGUGGAGUGUGCAUGCAAUUGCUGAUAUGCGAAUGCUCUCUCAUGACAAAAAUAUUCCGCAUUUUGCGAGACGGACUACGCAUACGUACACCGCCAAGGAAAAUGAUUGGGGAUACUCGUGUUUCAUGACAUGGGCGGAUAUUCUUGACAAAAACCAAGGAUAUAUCAAAGAUGACACUGUUGUUCUGGAAAUAGCAGUAAAAGCCGAGCCACCUAAAAAUAUGAUGACAUAUGAAGAGUUUGUCGAAAGGAUCGAGAAAUGGAUUGUUCUUGCGGAAAUGCAAAAGAGCAAAGGGCAGAUAGACUUAGCUCUUGAAGCCAACCAAAAUGCUAUGAAGUUUUGUAAUGGGAAGGAUGAUGACUGCUUUCAAAAAUUGACAAAACAGCGGGAAACUUUUGUGAAUGCGAAGCUUUUUGAAAGUAUUGAGCGAAUCGAGAAAGGAAAAACACCAACGGUUGCAACUGAUACCAGUCAUGGAAAGCCGACAUCUUUGCGACAAGCGCUGACAGGAGCGCAAAAGUCGUUGAGUGGAAAGAUGACGGCGAAGGGUGGUAAGAAAACUCGCGCGGUUGUUACGGUUCAGCACAUGAAAAAGAAGAAGCCUUAUGAACAGAAUGCCCAGCGAACCAAUAAUGGUGGAAGUUCAACGGUCAAGGAUCUCGUCGAAAACCGCAAGAAUGCUAAAUCCGAAGAAGCUGCUAAGGAAAAAAUUUCGAAAACGGGUCAGGAACCUGAUAACAAGCUCCUCGAAGAUAUUGCGAAAUCAACAGAAUCUUGUGAGCAGAAAAGCGCUGAAACAAGCACCCCGAGUAGUAUUUAUGCUGAGGAUGGGGAUCACAACACAGGUGAAGGUUACGCCGACGAAGAUGACGACGAAUAUGAUGAUGACGAGGUGUAUAACGAAGGAAACUACGCUGAUCAAGCGAAUGACGUGACAAAUGCACCAUAUAGUCAAGACGGCGACUCAGAAAUGUAUGAGCGUUUUGACUUCCCACCAGAAACAUUAGCUAUUAUAAAUGGCUGUACCGAAAUCGAUGAGCAGUGGCAUUCGAGCUGUGAAGAUCUUAUCAAAAUGUCCAGGCGGUCAUCACUCAGCGAAUAUUUGCCCAACUAUCAAGGCUACAACGAGGAUGGAGUGAUGAUGUGCGAUAGAAAAACUCAAACAAUGACUGCUGAGGCGCGAGAAAUUGAAAAGAUCAUGAAGGAAAACUUUGACACGAAUGAUGAGACUGUCGAAACAGAAGUGGAUACAGACUCAACAACCCAGACGGAACAUCCUCCAUUCAAGAAGACGAAGGAAGAUGGAACGGCUGUGAAAACGCGCAAGAAGGCAGAAAAGAAGCGCGACAAUCGCAAUAUGCACGAAGUACAACCAUAUUAUAAUAUGAUGUGGAGCGCAACACCUUGUGAGCGCAUGGAGUUGCCACCAAACCCAGGGAUGUUCACCAGAUGGAUGGAGGGAGAUGAUCCGUUGUUGAACUGUGCUCCUGUCGAUAGCGGUGGCCCAGAAAUGGAAUUGGCUCAACGCUUUGCCAACUGCAAGCUCGACGACUUCCAACAAGUUUUAGCGCUUGGGGCUCUUUCUUACGACGGAUUUCGAGCAAGUGUUGAUCGGGAAAAUGCGUAUCGUCCCGCAUUCUCUGACCUAGUGAUCAAAAGAUUGCUGAACUUAGAAGGAGCACUGACGGACCAUUUAAGUCCCGAAAGUAUUCUCGGGCGGAUGAGCGAUGUUGAUCAGAGGCAGCUGUUAGAUGAGAUCAAUGAACGGAUUGCUCCGCUUGUCGUUGCAUUGGACGUUGAUUACCGGAAGAGUGCUUACGCUGCUCAAAACUUUAUGAAGCAUUCACAGAAUUUGCUGGAAGAUGCACAGAAGAUAGUGCGCGAUUCGGAGUGCCUUCGUGAGACCAUACAGGAGAAAGUGGUACCUUAUCUUGGAAGCGAUUCGCCGAAGCGCAGUCCAGAUACGCGAGUAAAAUCUCCGCCGACUCCCGCAAAAGAAAAAACUGUGACGAGCGCUGCAACGAGUUCGACGAUGAAAAAUUCGAAGGGUCGACCAACGGUGAUUGCGAAGCGCACGAUACCGCCGAGAAACUCGAUGAUCAAGCCAGCAUCGCCAGUUGAUAUGACGAAAGAUUUGACUCUUCCCGAGCUUCCUCCGUAUUCAGCUGAAGGUGGGCCUCAAGAAAAUUCCUUGAGCUUUGUCAAUAUGAAUAACUACAUGACGUCGGUCAUUGAUAACAUGAAAAAUGCUCAUGCUCGAUUACGGCGAGUUAUUUGGGACUUCUUUGGUGACGAAGGUUUAACGAAGCUUUUGAAUGAUUUGAACGAUGCAAGAGAAAUGCAAGUAUCGAAACUUGAUCAAGAAACCAAAAAGUUGAGCGAUCGCUUGGAUGCUAUGGAAGGUGAAAAGCACAAGACCGAGAAAAUACUUCGUGAAAGCGAGCAAAAAGUCAAGUUCGAGGAAGAACGUAAUGCGAAACUCUCAAAAGAGCUCAAAGACGUUCGAAAUCAAUUGAAGAAGGCGGAAAAUCGCGCAACGAAAGAAGAAAACCGAGCUACUUCUCUUCAAGUGAAUCUCAAUGAUCUUGAUGAAAAGAUGAAGACGCUGAAAAAGGAACACGAAACGUUGAAAAAGAAGACAGCUGAAGAGCGCGCAAGAGUGAAAAAGGAGAAGGAGCGUGACACGCAGACAAUGAGGCAGCAAGUUGCGGAAAUAAGUGAUCGCGAAAACGAGCGUGAUCAAUGCAAAAAGGAGCUGGAGGAAUGCACAAAGGCGAAAGAAAAAAUUGAGAAGGAGCGACGCAAUGUCGCGGCGCAACUCGCAGCGAUGACGGAACGCGCUCGCGCUGCCGAACAUUCAAUUUUGGACUCGCGCAAAGCCAGCGCUCUUGAGGAAUUGAAGAAAAAGAGAAAAGAGGCUGCCGCAGGAUAUUCGGAGACUGAGCAAAACCUCAAUCGUGUUCGUCAGGCCAGCGAUAAAGAAGUUUUGCGAAAAAGUCUCGCCGAAUGGAAGGCGUAUUCCGACCGCGUCGAUAGUCUGUUUAAAUCGGUUUCGCAUGAUUACGACGUUGCAUUGGACAAUGUGAAAAAUGGAAGCAAAACGUUGGCCCAAAUUGGAGAGAUCAAAAUUCCAGCAUUGGAUGCUCUUCCAAAGCUGGUCAAGCCUCCUCCCGUUCAAGUUGUUGCACCAUCUUCGGCAGCCCUCGCACCGACAGUGAUUGCUACACCAGCUGCUGGUGUGAUAGGGCAACAACGAACGCCGGUUGGAAAUCGCGCGCAAGCCUAUAGUGGAAAUGAAAACGUGUCGACAUCGAACGUUUCUUCUUGCUCAACGCCUGCACGCGCUCGCACUUCUCGCCUUCCGUCACCGGUCGCUUCACCAUCGAAGAACACAACGUCAACUCGUCCGGCUGAUGAAGCCCCGGUUUCAUCGCUAUGGUCUUGGAACACCAUUGGAAACCUCAGCGAUUUGAGACCAUCAACCCAAACGGACACCUCGUCGUUUGGAAUGGAUCCACUUCAGCGCGAUAUUUGGGCGAACAAUGGAAAUGCUGGUGGAAGUAUUAACGUCGAUUUUCUUCGGCCUAGUGCUUCUAAUCUGAGUUCGAUUGGGUCUAACUCGUCGUCAUCCUUUUUGCGACAGACUUCUGCACAACAAUCGGCGCAAAAUCAACCGCAAAAUCGUGGAAUGUCGUCAUUUCGUCCGUACGGCGAUAUGUGGAGUCAGAACGCAAUGUCAAAUUUUCAAAUGCAACAGCCCACACAACAAGAGCAGAAUUAUGGCAUGAGAAUGCAGAAUCACGGUUCUGGAGAUCACCCAUCAACAGCAGCAAAUAACUACGGUAUGAAUGUGGCGUCUUGGAGAUCACAGUCAGUGACGAAUCCAGUGCUGAAUCAGCAGCAACAGCAACCGCCGAAUCCGCAAACACAUCCCGCACAUCUACCGUACUCACAUCAUCAGUUCUUCGAAUCAAACUAG